AUCUGAUUUUUUUUUUUUACAUGAAUCUCUGUCUUGCCUUUCAUAAGAUGGCAGGUUGUUCCUUGUUAAAAACAUAGCCAAAGCACUCAUCAGCAAAAAGCUUGAGAACUUGACAUUGGUAUUUAGACUUCGGUGUCUUGGGUACCUUUUCAAGGUUAGAUGUUUUCACAGUCAUGAAGAAUCUCUCGGUGGUGUCCGAAUUCAUCCUGCUGGGCAUCCCGCACACGGAGGGUCUGGAGACUAUGCUCUUGGUCCUGUUUUUGUCCUUCUACAUCUUCACCCUUAUGGGGAACCUGCUCAUCUUGCUGGCUAUUGUCUCCUCCGCUCGGCUUCACACGCCCAUGUACUUCUUCCUGUGCAAACUGUCUAUUUUUGACAUAUUUUUCCCUUCUGUGAGUUCCCCUAAGAUGCUGUGCUAUCUUUCAGGGAACAGCCGAGCCAUCUCCUAUGCAGGCUGUGCAUCCCAGCUCUUCUUCUACCAUUUCCUGGGCUGCACUGAGUGUUUCCUGUACACGGUGAUGGCCUACGACCGCUUUGUUGCCAUUUGUCACCCUCUACACUACACCGUAAUCAUGAGCCACAGAGCGUGCGUCAUCCUAGCCAUGGGGACCUCAUUCUUUGGCUGCAUUCAGGCCACCUUUCUGACCACUCUCACUUUCCAAUUGCCUUACUGUGGCCCCAAUGAGGUGGACUAUUAUUUCUGUGAUAUCCCAGUCAUGCUGAAGCUGGCUUGCGCAGACACCUCAGCCCUGGAGACGGUGGGGUUCAUCAGCGUGGGCCUGAUGCCCCUCAGCUGUUUCCUUCUCGUCCUCACCUCUUACAGUCGCAUCGUCUUCUCCAUCCUGCAGAUCCACUCUGCCGAGGGCCGACACCAUGCCUUCUCCACCUGCAGUGCCCACCUCACUGCCAUCCUGCUUUUUUACAUGCCAGUGGUCCUCAUUUACCUGAGGCCAACCCCCAGCCCCUGGUUGGAUGCAACUGUUCAGAUUCUGAAUAAUCUGGUCACCCCCAUGCUGAACCCCUUAAUCUACAGUCUCAGGAAUAAGGAGGUGAAAUCAUCACUAAGGAGGGUCCUACAUCAGCUGGGCUUCCUCCCUGAGCAGUUGUAGAGAGAAAUAAGUAACUACCACUUCAACCACACUUCACAGCUUAUAACAAUUUUUAUUUGGUGCUCACAAAUAUUUUUGAAAUUGAGGGCACAGGUGUUAUUAUUUCCAUUUUACAAUGUGGAGACUAACACUCAAAGUCAC
Molecule: messenger RNA, 1250 nt
Organism: Chlorocebus sabaeus (green monkey)
Lineage: Eukaryota; Metazoa; Chordata; Mammalia; Primates; Cercopithecidae
Product: olfactory receptor 10D1B-like
Biological process (GO): G protein-coupled receptor signaling pathway
Cellular component (GO): membrane
Molecular function (GO): olfactory receptor activity; G protein-coupled receptor activity
Source: RefSeq, a predicted model, not a curated record